CCGUCGAAUUGAUUUUUGCUACCUCUAAUGAAUACAUUAUAUAUUAAACAAAUCGAACACAUAACAAAGGCACCAUCCGUUUAUCAUUUCUUUUAGCUUAUUUUUUCAAACAUUUUUAACCCAACAUGUAAACAAAAAUUAAAAACAUAAAAUAAAAAACAAAAAAUAAAAAUUAAAAAAAUUGGACACGCUCUUAGUCUUAUUUGACAUUGUCCAACUAAAAUAAAUGGAUUAAGUUUAGUUUAGUCCGCCCAAAAAAGGAGGCCCCAAUCUUCAAAUAUUUGAUUUGUUCAACCAAACUAUUUUAAUCAAAAAAUCAAACUACCCCAAUUUUCCACAGUACGUUUGAAGAAAGAAGAAGCCGUGUUCUUAAAAUAACGGGCAAUUUCUUCCUUGCUUCCUGCAUUUUUCACUCUAAUUUUCUCUCCCCUUCCAAUUUUUCUUCAUUAUUAAACCUUCCCUUAAUCCCUUCUUUCUAUUUUCUUAAUCCCCAAUUAAUUUUCCUCCAAUUUUUCACUUACCCAUUUUAUUUCUUACAAGUUUUCAGAAACUUUGUACAGGCCUUGUGUAACCAGAUUUGUGCCAUUUAGCAGUUUUUCUAGGCAUCAUACAUUUUCGACAAUGAUUGGUAUUAAGAACUCGCCAUUACAUAGGUUUGCUAAGCCUAGCUCUGCUGGCCGGAAAGCUCCUAGUGAUGCGAGCUAUAACCCUUUUGAUUCUGAUGAUGAGUCUGAUAAGAAGCCACCUACUCAAGGAUCCUCUACAAAACAAAAUUCUGGAGCAUUGAAGAAUUUGCCAAAUUCCUCAGUGACCAAUUCUUCCAUGACCAACCCUUUUGAUGACGACAUUGAUGAUCGAGAGAAAGAAGUGAGUUCUUCCACCUCUAAAUUCUCCUUCACCUAUGCACAGAGGAACAAAUACAAGAACGAUUUUUAUGACUCGGGAGGUGUGGAUAAUCAAAAUGUAGAAGAACUAGAAAAUUAUGCUGUGUACAAAUCUGAGGAAACAACCAAGACUGUUGACAAUUGUUUGAAGAUUGCUGAGGGUAUAAGAGAUGAUGCUACUAAGACAUUAGUAACUCUCCAUCAGCAAGGUGAACAAAUUAGAAGAACUCAUGAUGAGGCUGUACAUAUUGACUAUGAUUUAAGUCGGGGGGAAAAGCUUUUAGGAAGUCUUGGGGGCCUAUUUUCUAGGACUUGGAAGCCAAAGAAGACUGCUCCAGUUAAAGGCCCUGUUGUUUUGAGAGAUGAUCCUGUUUGGAGCAAGGGUAGCCACUUGGAACAGAGGGAAAGGCUGGGAUUGACCUCAGCGUCUAAUGGGCAUUCAAAGUCGCGGACUCCACCUCCUGAACCCACAAAUGCGUUGCAAAAAGUUGAGGUGGAAAAGGUGAAACAAGAUGACGGUCUGUCAGACUUAAGCAAUCUUCUAGGGGAGCUGAAGGUUAUGGCACAGGACAUGGGGUCUGAGAUUGAGCGGCACAACUCCUCAUUGAAUGGCCUUGAUUAUGAUGUGGAAAUCUUGAACGAUAGAGUUAGAGGUGCUACACAACGUGGCCGUCGGUUACUAGGAAAAUGAUGAUCUGGAGUCUCUGCCUGCAGGACGGUAAUCCCAACCCAAGAAUGGUGCUGUUAAAUUUCAUUGUUUAUUUUUUUUUCGAGGAAAUGUUAAAUUUCAUUGUUAGAACCAUGUUAUAACUACUUUAAUUGUCGGUUGGGACUUAAGGGUACUCGGGCAAGUGAUAGUCAAGAGUUGAAGAAAAUAGUGAAGAGAAACAGGAGAUUUUAACUACCUUGAUAUUUGUUUAUAUUUGCACUGGAUCAGUAUUCGAUUUUGCAUUAGCUUUCGAUUAAUGUAAACAAUAAAUUUCAAUCUUUCGGUGACAUAUUGUAUAAAUGUACAAUAUUACUCAUAUAA
This is a messenger RNA of Chenopodium quinoa (quinoa), 1914 nucleotides long. Its product is annotated as SNAP25 homologous protein SNAP33-like. Lineage: Eukaryota; Viridiplantae; Streptophyta; Magnoliopsida; Caryophyllales; Amaranthaceae. Bases 622 to 1575 code for a protein of 317 amino acids. The record is from RefSeq and is a predicted model, not a curated record. Gene Ontology annotation, cellular component: SNARE complex; plasma membrane. The transcript is spliced from 6 exons. Gene Ontology annotation, molecular function: SNAP receptor activity.